Messenger RNA from Durusdinium trenchii, 4214 nucleotides. The record is from the annotation of a GenBank genome assembly. Lineage: Eukaryota; Dinophyceae; Suessiales; Symbiodiniaceae.
AACAAUGUUCAGUUUUGAAAAACGCUUGAUUGCGCCAUGGAACAGCCUGCGCAUGGUGCCGACUGGCAGAGGUCAUGUUGGCCAGUCUUGCUGGGAAGUUGGCGAAGCUCGCUCGGGCCCAGCGCUGGCCCGAAGCACUGGAGGUUUGGCAGGAGCUCAAGCGGGUAGAAACUGCGGAGAGGUUGGCUUGGGCACGGAGUGCCUUGAUCACUGCAUGUGGCAAUGCUCAAUGUUGGCAGAUGUCCCUGGAGUUGCUCACACAGGAAUCCAAAGAAGGAGGUGCAGAAGGAGGAUUAUUGGAUGAAGGAUGUUGCAGUGCUGCAAUCACCGCUUGUGGGAAGGGGGGCCAGUGGGACCACGCAUUGAGGCUUUUCGCAUCUAUGUCCAAAGGCAAAUUGUCGCCAAACGCAGUGUCCUACAAUGCAGCUAUAUCCGCCUGCAGUCGUUGCACGCAAUGGCCAUGGGCUUUGGAGCUCUUUGAGAGAGCACAUAGAGGGAGCAGCGCCCGAAGCUUGGCUGACGCCUUCACCUUCAACGCAACCAUGGCCAGCUGCGGCAAGGGACAGCAGUGGAAGCAGUCCUUGCAUCUCUUCACUGAGAUGCAACGCACCAAGCAUCGACCGGACAAGGUCACCUAUGGAGCCCUUGUGGGUGCUUGCGAAAAAGCAAGCGAGUGGCGCAAAGCCCUCGCGUUCUUCAGUCAGAUGGGAGCUGAUCGAGAUGCCAUUAGCUGCGCAACUUUGAUCAGCGCUUGCGAGCGUGGAAGAAAAUGGGAAGAGGCAAUGGCGUUUCUGGAAAUCAUGAAGUGUGACAGCCUACAACCCUCGGCGAUUCUGCACGGGGUGGUCAUAGGUUCUUGCAUCAAAAGUGGGAAACUCGAAGAAGGUCUUGGGUUGUAUCAGUCGAUGUUAGAAGAGAUGGUGCCCCAUGAGAUCACCACGAGCAGCUUGGUAGUGGCCUUGUCUUCCUCCUGGCGUUGGGAGGAAGCUUUGCAAUUGGCAAAAACAUCGGCUUUGCAACUCGGAGUUCGCCUAAGGACAUCUGCAGCUCUCAUCUCAAGUGUCGCAGCGGCAGAGUCCCUGAGCAAGUGGCAGGAAGCCGUCUCUUUGAUUCAACAAUAUCGUGAAUCAGCCAGAUGCGGCAAAUCCAGUCCGCCUGUGCUUGCUCUCACAGCCGCAGCUGCAUGUACACCACCUGUACAGAGUUCGAGUUUCCUGAAGGAGGCCGGAAAGAUGCUGAAGUGCUCAUCGGUCUUGGUGGAGCACAAUGCGGCCAUCACCGCAGCAGAGCGCAGCAGUCACUGGGCCUUGGCACUUCAUUGGCUGCAGAGCCUUCAAGCAGGCCCUUUGCAGCCGGAUGCCUUCAGUGUUGCUGCUGGAAUCCGAGCCUGUGAGCAUGCUGGUCACUGGCCUUUGGCACUGGAUCUCCUAUAUGGGCUGGAGGAGACUCGAAUUAUGCCAGAUGUGGUGGUGUACAGUUCAGCCAUCACUGCUUGUGAAAAGAAUCAUGAAUGGAAGAUGGCCUUGCUGGUUUUUGACCACAUGCAGCAUGCCAGUGUGUCUCCGAAUGCAAUUACUUACUCUGCAUGCAUUUCUGCUUGUGCACGGCACAGCGACUGGAGAGAGGCGUUGCAUCUCCUGGCUGCUGCGACAAAUGUCGGGCAUUUCACAGCGAUUGCUUGCAAUGCUGUGAUUACGGCCUGUGCCAAUGGUCAUGAAUGGCAGGUGCCUUUGCUGCUGCUUCAGCUGGUUGAGCCCACACUUGUAACCUUUAGCUCUGCAAUCAGUGCUUGUGAGCGGAGCACACAAUGGCAGCACGCUCUACAGAUUCUCUCAGACAUGCAGAUUGCUCUUUUCGGGUAUGAUUUGAUUCCAGUGAACACGUGCAUCUCUGCUUGCGUCAAGGCACGUCAACAAGACGCUGCAGCCAGCUUGCUUCGAAAGGCAGGACCAAAAACAGCCGCCGAACAUAAUUGUCACUGCCUCUUUCGGUUGACGAGUUUGGCGCCAAUGAGGACUGAGCCCUCGCAACCCGCCUUAAGGCGGAGCCAAGGCAGUCGAGGUCGUCGAAAGCAAGCAGCAACGCAAGCGCCUGGAACCCCACAAAGGAAGGGAUUGCUUCAAUGGAUUCGAAGUACGAGCGAAUUUCUUCCGCCCAGCGAACAAGCCCUUCAAGCCCGUGAGCAGUGGAAAGUCAAGGCUGAGCAAGAGUUUGAAGAGGUCUCAGACGAUCGUGAAGGACCUUGAAGAGUCCUCUGGCGUGUUGCAGGACCUGAAUAUGAAUAUGAUGGGUCGCUUGUAGAGUGCGUCCAUUCAGUUCCUUUGUUCGACACUUUCGUUUGCUGGAGCGUCGCCUUUCUGAUGGCCGAACGCCACCAUAUCCAGAGGAGGCCCGCGGCCCGCAUCAUUAAGUUGUUGGACGGACACAAGCUGGGCGAGCGUUCCACUUCCAAAUUGUUGUUGGCAGCUGGCGACAAGUACCAGAUGAAGGAGAUCCUUGCGACCAGGAUCAAGAAGACCACUUCCACUUCGUCAUCGUUUGCCAGCGCUUUGCCCCAGUCAGACGCUCAAGGCGCUCCUGGAGCACAGGUGUAAGUGUCAGACGCAGCUGAAGUGCGGGUCGUUGACGGCAGCGAUACAUCCACACAAUCCUCGGGCCCCCGAGUGACAUGAGUAUGAAACCAUGUUUCCCUUCUGCGCAAAACACUUCUGAGCUCACGGUGAAUGAUCUCCAAGGUUCUUAGUGCACUAAAGCGGCAGCGACGGCCAAUUUGUUUCAAGGUCCCCAUUGACCUUUCUCUUCAACACCUACGCCAACAGUGAAUGGGCAAAUGCUCCCAAGAACAAGAGUCAAGGUGGAAACAGAGCACGCACUUGGUAAGUCCUAUCGCCCGAGGACUAGCCGCCGAAGCGGCGCCGCUUGACAGGGCCUUCAACACAGCCUGCAUCUGAUGCCAAAAGCCGUUGAAAAGCAAUCCACCGGCUCAGCGCCACUUUCUCUGCUGAGAAGAGUGGAGGUCGAUGUGGCGGGCUUGAGACAGUCAUGUCGCAAUUUACGAUGGCCAACGCUUACUCCCUGUCCGUCUAGUGUUGCACUGGGGGCCUCGAACCCGGGCCUGACGGCUCAUUAGACCACACCAGACCAGUGCAAUUCUGAAGCAUCACACCAUGUUGGCGUUAACGCUCGUGGGGCCUGAUGUUCAUUUUCCAUGUUUGCCAUCCUUUGUUCAAGCGAGGGCGGGGUCGAACGUUGACGUGCUAUGAAAAGUCUUGAGCGCUGCAGAUGCUUUUAGGUCUAGGACAUUGUGGUCGAGCUUUGGUUAAAGUGUCUUUCUUAGGUAGCUCUUGCAAGCGAAGGGUGAGUUGUUUUGUACGUCUCCAGGCCAGUUUCUUGUUGAGAUUGUCCGCGCACUGUCGCCGCUGAUGUUCACAAGGAUAUUAGGCUGUGCUCAGUUGUAUCCAUGUCUUGUUUUCUUAUCUCGAUGCUGAUGCAGCUAUGUCCAACAUCAGCACGGCUUUGUUUCUUUUGUUUUUGCAGGGGUUCGUGUUGUGCUUGGUUCAGAAACCCAUGUCUGUUGUGAAUCCAAAAUCAACUCAAUCCAUUCUUCGAACGUUCUGCGAUCACAAUCGUAUAUUGUUUCGCGGUGGCUUCAUUCAUUCGCACACCUGUGAUCGCUUUUUUUCGUUGGGCUUUGCACCGCGCUAUGUUUGUUCCUUGUUCGUGUGCUGUUAGCAUUGUUCUGUCUUUCCUUGUUGUUAGACACUCACCGGUUGUUGCGUACGCAGUUGAUGUGUCUUCACUUUGGGUUCAUGACUGCAGAUAGUAUAGGGAGCAUAGUCGCGCAUUGUCACACUCCAUGCAAAGACGUUGUUCACGGCCAUUCCAGACUGUUGGCAUCGCUACUAGGAGCAAGGACGCUACCAGGGGCUCCUGGCCCUACUACUAGGAACAAGAAGCUAUUAGAAACAAUUUUGUUGAUGUAAAUUGUGCAUUUUUGACUCGACCUCAGGGUUUGCAGCAACCAUUGCGGCAGCAGAUCUUUGGUGAUGACAAGUGCAGAUCCGUUCCUGUUCAGUACGUUGUGGCUUUCGUGUUUGCACAUUUACUUUGACAAUGCCUCUUGCUAUGUUUGUUUCAUUUGUUUACCUUUGCAGGACUUUGGGAUCCAAUCAGAAGACAAAUGAAUAUUCACUCAAGAUAAUCAACUAAAAAGC